This is a messenger RNA of Frankliniella occidentalis (western flower thrips), 744 nucleotides long. RefSeq names its product cuticle protein 8-like. The transcript is spliced from 3 exons. The record is from RefSeq and is a predicted model, not a curated record. NCBI's taxonomy places the organism in Eukaryota, Metazoa, Arthropoda, Insecta, Thysanoptera, Thripidae. The coding region runs from base 1 to 450 and encodes 149 amino acids. Gene Ontology annotation, cellular component: extracellular matrix.
AUGCGAUUAGAGGCAAAGUAUUGGGACCUCUUUUUGACUAGCUUAGCUCCGACGAAUUCGACGACACCCCAAAAUCUGAGUUCUUCUUGGUCUUGGACCGAGUACAAUGUAUUUGAUCCUUGUUUUUCAAGUGCAUAUGUUUUGUUUCAAGCACACCCUAAGUAUGAGUUCAAGUACGGCGUCCACGACGCGCACACCGGGGACGUCAAGAGCCAGGCCGAGCACCGCGACGGCGACGUGGUCAAGGGCGAGUACUCGCUGAUCCAGCCCGACGGCACCACCAGGACGGUGCACUACACGGCGGACGACCACAAUGGCUUCAACGCCGUCGUCACCAACACGGGCCACGCCGUGCACCCGGAGGCCCCCAAGGUGAUAUACGCCCCCGCGCCCGCGCCCCCGCCACUCGUGUACGGCCACGGCCCGGCCCCGGGCCCCUACCUGCACUAGACCGGCGCCUGCUUCCCCGGAGCCGGGCGGCGGGCGCGACCAGAAUGCCGGGAGUAUGGGAAUGCGAGCCUCCUCGCGCCAGCACCCGGAUAGGCCCUGCGCUAUCCACACUCGGACGCACAUGCCUCGCGCUCUCGGAAGCAGUCGGGAUCAAUACUACUUCUAAUAACAAUAAUGAACCCUGAGCAUGUGCGAGCGUUGGGCCAGGAACCCCUCGCGGUUCGGUUCAGGGGGGAUGGAGGAGAAACCGUGUCGGAAGUAUUUCCCUGUUUGGUACAAACGCCACAUCCUGUA